Messenger RNA from Cynara cardunculus var. scolymus (artichoke), 3936 nucleotides. RefSeq names its product structural maintenance of chromosomes protein 4. Bases 1 to 3750 code for a protein of 1249 amino acids. NCBI's taxonomy places the organism in Eukaryota, Viridiplantae, Streptophyta, Magnoliopsida, Asterales, Asteraceae. Gene Ontology annotation, molecular function: ATP binding; ATP hydrolysis activity; protein binding. The record is from RefSeq and is a predicted model, not a curated record. The transcript has 28 exons. Gene Ontology annotation, biological process: mitotic chromosome condensation. Gene Ontology annotation, cellular component: chromosome.
AUGGAGGAAGUGAUGGAUACCGCCGGCGAGUUCAUAUCCACGGAUCCGACGUCGACUCCGGGGAAAAAAUCGGCAUCACCUCCAAGGCUUUUCAUCAAAGAAAUGGUUAUGAAGAAUUUCAAAUCAUACGCCGGUGAACAACGUGUUGGCCCUUUUCAUAAGAGCUUUUCCGCUGUAGUUGGUCCUAAUGGAAGUGGGAAGAGUAAUGUGAUUGAUGCUAUGUUGUUUGUAUUCGGAAAGCGAGCUAAGCAGAUGCGUCUUAACAAAGUGUCGGAGCUUAUUCACAAUUCCACGAAUCACCAAAACCUUAACAGCGCACGUGUAUCUGUUCACUUUCAGGAAAUCAUCGAUCUGGACGACGGAACAUAUGAAGUUGUUCCAGGAAGUGAUUUUAUAAUAGCUCGUGAAGCUUUUCGAGAUAAUUCUUCUAAGUACUAUAUUAAUGGGCGUGACAGUAAAUUUACGGAGGUUACCAAAAAACUAAAAGGGAAAGGAGUUGACUUGGACAAUAACCGGUUUCUGAUUCUUCAGGGUGAGGUGGAGCAAAUUUCACUUAUGAAGCCAAAAGCUCAAGGUCCCCAUGAUGAAGGCUUUCUUGAAUACCUGGAGGAUAUCAUUGGAACUAACAAAUACUUGGAAAAAAUUGAUGAGGCCUAUAAACAGCUUGAAUCACUGAAUGAAAAGAGGUCUGGGGUGGUGCAGAUGGUUAAGUUAGCUGAUAAAGAAAGAGAAAGCCUAGAGAGUGUGAAGAAUGAAGCAGAAGAUUACAUGCUUAAGGAGUUGUCAUUGUUAAAAUGGCAAGAAAAAGCUGUAAAAUUUGCUUCUGAGGAAAAUGAUACAAAGAUGGAAGAAAUUCAAAAGACCAGGUCUAGCCUUCAAGAAAAUUUAACAGCUGAAAGGGAGAAGAUUCAGGAAAGCAAGAAGGCAUUAAAGGAGCUCGAGACAUUGCAUAAUAAGUAUAUGAAGAGACAAGAGGAACUAGACACUGGGCUUAAACGGUGCAAGGAUGAAUUCAAGGAAUUUGAGCGGCAGGAUGUGAAACACCGAGAAGACUUAAAACAUGUUAAACAAAAGAUCAAGAAAAUGGACGAGAAGGUUGAAAAGGAUUCAACAAAGAUUACAGAUAUCACAAGGCAGUCUGAAGAGUCUGCUAAUCUAAUCCCCAAACUGGAGGAAGAGAUUCCUAAACUGCAAAAAAAGUUGUUGGAUGAGGAUAAAAUAUUGGAGGAAAUUACAGAGAGCUCCAAAGUUGAAACUGAGGCAUUUCGUACGGAGGUUGCUAAGGUUCGUACUGAACUCAAACCUUGGGAAAAAGAACUGAUUGAGCACCAUGGAAAGCUUGAAGUUGCAUCCACUGAAAAGAAACUUCUCACUGAGAAGCAUGAAGCUGGUUGUGCGGCAUAUGUAGAUGCUCAAGAACAAUUGAACGACUUACAGAAGAGAAUUGAAACAAAGACUUCAAGCAUAAAAGACAUGCAAUCUAAGUUAGAGAAAAACAAGCUUGAAUUAUCAAAAGCUCGUAAAGUGGAACAGGAAUGUCUAAAAGAACAAGAGACACUGAUGCCUCUUGAACAAGCAGCAAGACAGAAAGUCACAGAGCUAAAGUCUGUCAUGGAAACAGAAAGGAAUCAUGGAUCUGUUUUGAGAGCAAUAUUGCAAGCAAAAGCUUCAAAUGCAAUAGAGGGAAUUUAUGGAAGGAUGGGGGACUUGGGCGCUAUUGAUGGAAAGUAUGAUGUGGCCAUUUCAACAGCGUGUCCGGGUCUUGAUUAUAUUGUAGUGGAAACAACUGCAGCAGCACAAGCAUGUGUUGACAUGCUUCGCAAGAACAGCCUUGGGGUUGCGACCUUCAUGAUAUUGGAAAAGCAAGCUGAUCAUAUGUCUAGAAUGAAGGAAAAAGUAAGCACUCCAGAGGGUGUGCCACGCCUCUUUGAUCUAAUCAAGGUGCAAGAUGAAAGAAUGAAACUUGCUUUCUUUGCAGCAAUGGGGAACACUGUUGUUGCCAAGGAUAUUGAUCAGGCAACACGUAUUGCGUAUGGUGUGAAUAAAGAAUUUCGGCGUGUUGUUACACUUGAUGGUGCUCUUUUUGAAAAAUCUGGGACUAUGAGUGGUGGCGGAAAUAAACCACGUGGGGGUAAGAUGGGGACUUCCAUCAGAGCCACUAGCGUCUCUGGAGAAGCGGUUGCUGAAGCUGAAAAUGAGCUCGCUCAGAUAGCAGACAGAUUAAGCAAUCUAAGGCAACAGAUUUCUGAAGUGGUUAGGCAUUACAAGGAUUUGGAAAAAACCGCUACACAUAUUGAAAUGGAGUUGGCUAAAAGCCAAAAGGAGAUUGAAAGUUUGAAUUCACAACAUGAAUAUCUUGGAAAACAACUUGAUUCCCUAAAGGCUGCAGCAAAGCCAAGUAAGGCUGAAGUUAGUCGACUUAAGGAACUCGCAAAAGUUAUAUCAGAAGAAGAAAAUGAGAUCAAGAGGUUGACAUUAGGAUCAAAGCAGCUGAAGGAGAAGGUGUUGGAGCUUCAAAGUAAAAUAGAAAAUGCAGGGGGUGAAAGGUUGAAAAGCCAAAAGGCGAAGGUUAACAAGAUCCAAAAUGACAUUGAUAAAAACAGCACAGAGAUGAAUCGACACAAAGUUCAAAUAGAGACGGGCAAGAAGUUGUUGAAAAAACUAACAGAUGGGAUUGACGAAUCAAAGAAUGAGAAAGAAAGGCUCGUUGCACAGAAGGAAAAGUUGCUUAACACCUUUAAAGAGAUUGAGCAGAAAGCAUUCAAGGUUCAGGAUGAUUAUAAGAAGACAGAAGAGCUGAUAAAUCAACACAAGGAUGUGCUUGGAAAAGCAAAAUCCGACUACGAAAAGUUGAAGAAGUCUGUAGAUGAGUUGCGGGCAUCUGAGGUUGAUGCUGACUAUAAGUUACAAGACAUGAUGAAGAUGUUCAAAGAAUUGGAAAUGAAGGCAAAAGGAUACAGGAAAAAGCUUGAGGAUCUUAACAAUGCUCUUUCAAAGCAUAUGGAACAAAUUAAGAAAGAUCUAGUGGACCCAGAAAAGCUUCAAGCCACACUUGGAGAUGAAUCCUUUUCCAAGGGCUGUGAUCUAAAACGGGCACUAGAAACGGUGGCUUUACUUGAAGCACAAAUGAAAGAAAUGAAUCCUAAUCUUGAUUCGAUCUCUGACUACCGUAAAAAAGUAUCGGUAUACAAUGAGCGAGUGGAGGAGCUUAACUUGGUAACUAAUGAACGUGAUGAGACAAAAAGGCAAUAUGAUGAAUGGAGAAAGAAAAGGUUAGACGAGUUCAUGGCAGGGUUUAAUACCAUAUCUAUGAAGUUGAAGGAAAUGUACCAGAUGAUCACUCUCGGAGGUGAUGCGGAACUCGAGUUGGUGGAUUCAUUAGAUCCUUUCUCAGAAGGUGUUGUCUUUAGCGUUAGGCCUCCAAAGAAGAGUUGGAAAAACAUUGCAAAUUUAUCAGGAGGCGAAAAGACACUCAGCUCACUAGCCCUUGUCUUUGCAUUGCAUCAUUACAAACCGACACCACUCUAUGUUAUGGAUGAAAUUGAUGCGGCUUUAGAUUUUAAAAACGUUUCAAUUGUGGGGCAUUAUGUUAAAGAUCGUACCAAAGAUGCACAGUUUAUCAUCAUCAGUUUGAGAAACAACAUGUUUGAGUUGGCUGAUCGACUUGUGGGGAUUUACAAAACCGAUAAUUGCACCAAGAGCAUCACCAUCAAUCCAGGAAGUUUUGUUGUUCGCGAAAAGGUUGCAUAAACUUACUUUGGGAUUGUUUUUAUUAAUUUCGUUUUAAAAUCUAUUCCAUGUUGUGUUUUAACUUAACUCUGAAUCCCUGGUUGUAAAUGCCUUGUAUAUUUAUCUUCACACAUUAUAGUCCAUCUUUUUAGGCUUAGGAUUGAAUCCUCAAGUAUUUAUUCUCAAAACACAGUAAUGAAUGCAAUG